This is a messenger RNA of Daldinia childiae, 1398 nucleotides long. RefSeq names its product Homogentisate 1,2-dioxygenase. The transcript has 2 exons. Gene Ontology annotation, molecular function: homogentisate 1,2-dioxygenase activity. NCBI's taxonomy places the organism in Eukaryota, Fungi, Ascomycota, Sordariomycetes, Xylariales, Hypoxylaceae. Gene Ontology annotation, cellular component: cytoplasm. The record is from RefSeq and is a predicted model, not a curated record. Gene Ontology annotation, biological process: L-phenylalanine catabolic process. Bases 1 to 1398 code for a protein of 465 amino acids.
AUGCCCGUCACCACAUUCGAGUUCGACGAAAAAUAUAGGUAUCAAAAUGGCUUUGGGUCUUACUUUGAGACUGAGGCUAUCUCGGGUGCUCUACCCAUUGGUCAAAAUUCCCCUCAGAAACCUCCAUAUGGACUAUACGCCGAGAAGCUUUCUGGUACUGCGUUCACGGCCCCACGGCAUGAAAACCAGCAGUCAUGGCUCUAUCGCAUAUUACCUUCGUGUGCACAUCCACCAUUUUCCUCCGCUGCUAAAAGUGCUUCAAAGUCCGAUAAGCUGAUCGAUCCCGUAAAGCUUGAAUACAUACCAAAUCAACUACGAUGGGAUCCUUUCGACCACGACGAACAGACUGACUUCGUCUCAGGUCUACGUUUGAUUGCCGGAGCUGGCGAUCCAACACUGAAACAAGGCAUUGGAAUGUACGUGUACGCUGCGGGAAAGUCGAUGGAUGAGCGUUCUGCUUUUUACUCGGCGGAUGGUGAUCUUCUAAUAGUCGCUCAGGAUGGAGUUUUAGAUAUCAGAACUGAGCUAGGAUGGCUUCUCGUCCGACCCAUGGAGAUCUGUGUAAUACCCCGUGGGAUCAGAUAUCAAGUUUAUCUACCGUCCGGUGCAGUUCGUGGGUAUGCACUCGAGCUUUAUCAGGGCCACUUUACACUCCCGGAACUAGGUCCGAUCGGAUCGAAUUGCCUUGCCAAUGCCCGCGACUUCCAGGCUCCUGUUGCUUCAUUUAGCGAGGACUUUGGCGCUACCGCUUCCGAAGGCCCUAAUACAUACCUGAUUACUAGCAAGUUUAAUAACUCGUUCUUCCAAACCAAGCAAGCUCAUACGCCGUUUGAUGUCGUUGCUUGGCAUGGGAAUUACUACCCGUAUAAGUACGACCUUGGCCGUUUCAACACUAUUGGGAGUAUUUCGUAUGACCAUCCAGACCCAUCGAUCUUCACAGUGCUCUCGGCUCUUUCAGACCACCCUGGCACUGCUAUCGCCGAUUUUGUUAUAUUUCCUCCGCGUUGGCUGGUAGCCGAGAACACGUUUAGGCCACCAUGGUACCACCGCAACACGAUGUCUGAGUUUAUGGGUCUUAUUGCCGGAGAGUACGAUGCGAAAAAGGGAGGGCACGGCGGCUUCAUGCCUGGUGGUGCAAGCUUGCACAACGUUAUGAGCGGGCAUGGGCCGGAUGCCAAGAGUUUCGAGGGCGCCUCCAAUGCUGAGCUCAAACCUGCUUUGGUUGGUAAAGGUAGCUGUGCUUUCAUGUUUGAAAGCUGUCUGAUGGUUGGCGUCACCGCAUGGGGCCUCAAGACGUGUAAAAAGGUCCAGGAAGGGUACAGUGAAGAGAGCUGGGGUGGCGUACAGGCUCAUUGGAAGAAACCUGAAGGUGUUAGUGCCAACAGUCACUUACUGUAG